This is a messenger RNA of Manduca sexta (tobacco hornworm), 3169 nucleotides long. RefSeq lists its product as uncharacterized. NCBI's taxonomy places the organism in Eukaryota, Metazoa, Arthropoda, Insecta, Lepidoptera, Sphingidae. The record is from RefSeq and is a predicted model, not a curated record. The transcript is spliced from 8 exons. The coding region runs from base 449 to 931 and encodes 160 amino acids.
UUUUAUUUGGAUGACAUAUAAUAAAUAAUAAUUUGAAUCCAAUUUGCAUACUUAUAAGAUUCAUAUUGCAGAAAAAGGGAGAGUGGACAGGGAACACCAUCAUUCACCGCAGGUUUACUGAACUAUCAGGAUGUGGUCUGUGAGGGAUCUCGCUGUCGCAGCUCUAGUUGUAAUUGUCGUGGAAGGGGCUGUAGCCCUAGCCUUCCCCCUGUAUAAACCGGUCGCCCGUGACAACAUCGAGUUUGGUCCUUCGGGCCCGAUCGCCGCGCGGGACGGGACACACUUCUGGAAACAUUUAAUGCACCCCAAGUUUGAUAUGCAGGGUAGGCACAGAGGGAACACCACAGUGACUACGCACUGCUGCUUGGUGGCAGAAAUAUACAUUGCGGUGGUACCUGCCCAGGCUCAAUCUCACAUAUGAGAGACUUACCAGCAGUACCAGCAGUUCAUGAAGCCCACCGAUGAUAGCAAGUCAAGUUACGACUUCCACAAUAACGAUGUGUACAAACAGCCGAUAUCUUUAAUCCCGGCGGGCACACCUCCCCCUGCAUACGAAGAGAAUGUAAACAAGAAUGACCAGCGCCCCACCAAGACACAACAGGUGCUGCUACACGUGGAAAAUGCAGACUAUGUAAACAAUACGUUCAAUGAAAAGAGUUUUCGUGUUGGAGUGACUGAUGAUCAACAGAAAAACAUAUCAGAUGAAAAACACAUAAGUUUUAUCAUCACGUAUAUAAUAAUAACAAUAAUAAUUAUUAUUAUUAUUGCUGUUAUUGUUAUUAUUAAAUUUCGGGCUAUCAACAAGAAUCAAAGCUAUAAACCCCAAGCUAUGUCAUUGGUGGGAAAGAUUUUAAGGGAGACUAUUGAACAUGGCAGCCAAUCUGAAGAAUUAGGAAGAAUUCGAAGAUCUGCUGCAGAAUCUAUAGUCUAAAUAAUGCUAUAACAUAAUUGCGGCGGUGUGUUCAACUCUGGUGACGAACUGACUUGCUGACUUUCUACGCUGGCAGCACAUUGUUUGUAAAAUUGGUAUACAAUAUUUACCUGUUUUGUGAAAUUAUUUUUUGGUUUUGAGUGGUUUUUGAAGGCGGUUUAAUUUUUUGUUAAAAUUAUUUUUAUUCAAUGACAAACGUCAAUCAGACAUGUAUUUACGUUUUAGUGACCAUAGCGGCCAUGAACAGUAUUAUUUAAAUUAUUUAAGAACAAUGAGUUAAGUUUGUGUUUGAUAUUAUUUGGCGUUUAACUAUCACGCAAUUCUGAGGGUAGUCUGUUAAUUAUUCGCGGUACAAGGUCGGAGGCGGUCCGCGAGCCAUACGUGUUGUUCGCUUCCCGCUUUCCAGUAUUAUGUAUUAGUCUAAGAUUCGCACGCAGCAUCACUGCCCUGUUUUGUGCAAUGGCUCGUGUAUAUAUGGAAUCGUUAAUUUCUUUUUUAAAUUGAUUAUUGAAGAAAUAUCUAAUAAGAAAAGUAUAUUCGACAUUAAUGGGAAUAGGUGACAUACGACAAAUACUACACAGUCUUCUAUCGUUGUUUUUAAACUGGUCUCUUACUUUGUUGUGAACUACGUAUUUUAAAAUUAUUUGUAAAUUAUAAAUUUGUUUUAAAUAAGUUUUUUAAGUGCGACCAUAGCAACUGAGACUGUAAUGAAUAUAGGAUUCCGUCUAUGCACAGCAUCAAUUUAAUUUUAUACGAUAAUCGAUCUUUUAAAAUUAUAAUAUUUGUCAAGAAAUGUCUCAAUUUGGUACAGACGUGGUCAUUCUAGUUAAUUUACUGUCAAUUUGUAAAAGAAGAUAAGCGUAAGUAUCUAAAACGUCAAUGCUAGGGCAAUCACAUAAAAUGAUGUUAUGUUUGUUGUGUUCAUGAGUUACCAGAUUCAAUGAUUGUGUAUGUGUAUCAAAUGGGGAUUUAAUUAUCACGAGUUUAGUUUUGCUAGUAUUUGUAAACAUGCGCAAACAUUUAAAACAAGGCUACAUACAUUACUUAUAGAAAAGUGUUACUACACUAUACAAGAUUAUUUACAAGAUUCACUCAUUGUUAUUACUACAUAAUGUGUUGCUGCUAGAAGAAUAUUAAUGAAGAUACAGUUAUCCUACCUAAUAACUUAAUAUUUAUUGAUCACUUAAUACUUAACAUUUAGAAGGUUUAUUGUUUUGUUUCAGCUAUAAAUUUACUUAGUUUAUAAUUCUCUGUUCCUAUUCAUAUAUAUUUUAUUUGUUCUGUCAAAGGUUCCGUAUUUGCUUUAAACUUAAGUAUUACUAAUAUUCUAAUCUAAACAUCUAUUUUCCAAACAUUUAUAUGCUACAAAAGCAGAUGUCGGCGAACUCUAUCGUUAUUACUUAAGACCAAUGUACCUAUUUACCCGAUAUCAUGAAUAAAUUUUUUUAAUUUGACUUUGAAUAUAAUAAGUCCAGCAUCAUGACACCACUUUGAAAGAGAAUUAGAGGCGGAUUGCAAACGAGAAUGGGCUCUUUGUGGCUCUUUAUCAGCAGUUAUAAGACAAGUGUCAUCAACAAAUUGGUAGCACGUACAGUGUGCAAUCAUAUUACUCAUGCUGUUUGCAUAUGACAAAAAGUGCAAUGGGCCUAAUACGGGCCCUUGAGCCAUGCCCUCUGUUGAUAUUAUGGAAUUACUGUAAAUAUUGUCGAUCUUAACUGUAAACUAUCGAUUUCUGAGGCAGCUUUUACGUCAAUCGAGUAGCGGGCCACGUAUACCGCAAUCAUCAAGUUUAAUACAUUAAGUGUUUUAAUAUAUAUGUACAUGUAAUUCAUUAUUUUUAUAGGUUUUUGGGAGUAGAAUGCAUAUUCGAUAUGUGAAAAGCGAUUUGAAGUAAAUGUGCCAGUGUGUUUGUUGCUUCAAUUAAAAUUCGUCAUUCCCUCACGGUCAUUCCCACACUGCAUUUAGGAGUUUUGUCGUCAUUUGUCGGCGAUGUGUUAACUAGGGCAAUUAUUGUUGCCUCGGCUUACUUAGGUACCUUUUAAAAAACUUCAUCUUUCGCCUCUGGUAGACAACGUAUAUAGUCGUCACAAAAAUAAACAAAUUUGAAACAUUUGAAUCAAUAUUGUGGUGUCUCAUUACGGAUUGGUUUUACUGUUUCAAGGUAAACUAUUACAAAAUUUAAAAUUAUGAAUGCUACGCCAAAUUAAAAAAAGAGAACUUCCUAUUAUUUUUUAUUGU